UCUAUGAGUCUCAGUGUCUAAUUUAGUGUCUUAAUCGUGUAACGAGUUUAUCAUUCAGCAAUAAUCUUAUUACCUAUGUAUUAUAAACUUUAACGUUUUUGAACGACGUACGUACCGACACUAUGAAUGACCAAAGAAUUCCACUAAAACGCAGUAAAUCUGACAAUAGUGCACUAAUUUUUCCAGACUGUCGGACACUUCUCAACAAUAUACGGAAUGUAGUGUUAGACAGUUCAAUACAUGCAAAUUUUGCUGUUGAAGACACUGCUAGGAUGAUCCUGAGCAGAGAGGCUGUUGAUUUUUCCAGAGAAGGUGAAGACUUUUUGAACUACGUGUGGGAUCGGUUCGGUUUUGAAGUGUUCAAGGCUGUGUUGGGAAUAGUAAAAGAACAGUUACCGAUUUUCGUAUUGCUUCGUAUUUGCAAAAAUUUUAUAUUACGCGUCGUGUUCCAAGAACAAAUAAAUUCUAUACAAGGUUCGUUUUCCCAGCAACAUGCUGUAAACCAUCAGUUUCAUCUGCAGUCGAUCUCCCCUCAAAUACCGCCGAACCCUCCAAAUACUGAAAUGGAUCCUCCAGGAAAUAACAUAUAUCGCGGAAGAGGCAACUGGUCGCCAUUCUACCGAAACUGCUACCCUUACGAGAGGAAUGCGGUAGGGAACCGUAGACGUAGAUCUCACCUGGAUGAUAUAUACCUUCCCAAUUACGAAGACGAAGAUCUAGAGGAGAGAAAUGAUUUUAACCAGUUGCGGUUUCGGAACAGACCCUAUUACUGGAACAGGAAUAAUCCUUCUUACAGAUCCGACUACAGAAAUUCCAACAGGCCAUUGUCGUUUGUCAAAAGGGCACAGCUCAAGGAACACGACCGUAAUGAUGCCAGGGAAGCUAAAACAAAUCAAUCGUCUACGAAAGACGGUGCGGCGAGUUCUGGGAGCAGUCCUUCAACAUCAACAGGUGGUUGUGUCAAAAACAGCGACAGGAAGGAAAGUGAACCAGUAAAGACGAGUGAAGUUAAUAGUAACUUGUUACAGAAGCAGAUACAAAGUGACUUUAAAACAAUCAAAGACAUUAAACAUGAACCGUCUAAUUCGUGUAGUAAAUUAAAUGACUGCAAAAGCAGUGUUCAGUGCCAUAACUUGAAAACAGAGGAUUUGAAGACUGAGGACGUUGGUGCCAGUAGCCACUCGUCCGACUUGGAAGACUUGAAUAAGUUGAAUGGUGACUCUUUCGUUUCCGUCUCUUCCGAGAAAGCAGACGAUAAAAGGAGGGCUAAUUUCUCAGAUAAAGGUGGAGAUUCCGGGAGAGAGAUGAAGAAAAUCCGUGAGAUUUGCGAGAACCAGGAUCAGAAUCCAUUUACAGCAAUAAAUGAAAUGGAUUCCGAUGAAGAAAUCGAUUGUUUCAACGAUUUUAUAACCAUAGACGCAAUUGACACGUCUAAGUCGUAUUUAAGCAGUUCCCCCAGUGCAUUGGACAACUACGAAAUACUAGACAUGGAUAUAAGUCCGUUGAAGAGAAAAAGUGAAGAUGAGGGGGAAGAAACCACAAAAAAAGCCAGAUACGACAGUCUGUACUUCAAAAUCAACUCGGACAAGCUCCUCAAUGAAAUAAACGAAGUUUUGAGGGAAAAUAAACAGUCUUUUGAGAGAUCGUCAGUUGAAAUCGGUAAACGAUUCCGAAGUAAAAGUUUAACAUUAAACGAUACAGUGAAAAAUACUCCUAUAGUUAGAUCGUCGUCCAUGGAUUCGAUUGAUAAAAAUAAAUCCCAGGUUUCGUACGAUUUUGACUUGAAAACAAAUCUAUUACUACUGCUAAACCAAAAGUCUAGCGACAGGGAAGCCGAUGCCUCCAGCGGCUUUAACAACGUUCACAAAGUUUUAAAUGGCGAUGAAGAAAAGUUAUCAGUAGAAAAUAAAAGUGCCUCAAUCAAGAGCGAGAACAAUAAUAACUCCAGUGAAAAUAGUGCCACAACACAAGAAGUUAAAGAAGAUUUUUCUGAAGAAUUUAUCAAAGGAAAGGUACCCGUUGAUGAGAAGAAGAAGAGUUUUCAAGCUUUGAACAACCAACUAGAAGAUGAUACAAAGAAAUUAGAAACCGCUACUGAUCGUGUAAAAGCGAAGCCUGAAUUUUCAAUUACGAAUAACUUGAAUAAGAAAGAAAAUAUUGAGGAAAGUACCGAGACGGUCACAAGUACUCCGAGCACAAUAGAAAACAAUCCCUCCAUUAAACCCGAACCGGAAGAAGUAAACAACUGCCCAAUCAAUUCCAAAAGGAAAUAUUCCGUUGGGCUUGAGGAGCAGUCGAAAAAAACCUGCUUGGACUCUGUCGACGAUAACAUUGCACGGCUUAGCAGGGCGCCAGAUGAAGACAAAACUAAAGUACCGGUGAAAAAAGAAGAAGCUACAGAUCGCUUGAGCGUUACAUGCAGCGUAAAGUUAGAAGAGCUUAAUCACGACAGUGAUACAAAUCGAAGUAACGUCGCGUCCAUCCCGUUGUGCAGCAACAUUGUUUCCAAAGACAGUUUCAAGAAAGAGAGUCUUCUCGACAUCGAGGAAGAAUUAAAAUCUUUACUGGCCAUGGACGACUUGAUUAAAGAGGAAAAAACCGGUAUUCCUCUUAACGAACACAUCUCGGAAAGUGUGGAAAGUAAAGCGCGAGGAGGCAUGACGAACGACAAAAAAAUUACUGCCGACCCUGUUAAUACCGAUGGAAAAACUAGCGAUAAACAAAAGUUGCCGAAAGAAAAUGCGUCUACUGGCACGAAAUGUACUGAGCGUUGCAAUACCGUUGAACGUAAACAGUUCCGAGACACCGAUAAUUCUAAAAAGCCUUCCGAAAAAACAGUUAGACGAUCCAGCACCGAGAAGACUAAUCUACAAAGAAAGGACGUAAAGCAAAUCGAAGACGGACCUUCCUCGAACUCCGUACAAUCAAAACCUAAAGAUGAACAAAUGACAAAAUCGAAUUCCGCAGACAAAAAGCAGAAAUGCAAGGAAAACAACAUAGCAAUUGGCAAUUCUGUGGCUGUGUCAAACACAAUUUCCCGACCCUCUGCGAAUAAGCCAAUUCCGCAAAAUGUAUCCAAAUCGAAAACGGCCAGUUACUACGAACGUUUCAAGAGGAUACAGUCACUGUUCGGUAGCGACAGCGAGUCCGAAAUGGACGAAGAAAUUUCCAAAACCGACAAUUAUAAGACUUCUAGUAACAGAAAAAUGUAUGAAGAAUCGAGCAAGAAGGAAGUGCAAAUAAAAAAACAAGCUGUUACUGGACCCGCUACUAAUCCUAUCAGUUCAGGGGAGUCCCAAACGCCAGUCGAUUUGGCCGUAAGAGAGUUCUCUAGGAAUAAGAUAAAUCAAAGUUCAAAAGAAUCAAGCAAGACGAUAGAGAAACGAAGAUGUUCCGUUCCUAUUACUGGUCACGCUUCAUCCCGUAAAUUCUCCAUUGGGGCUGUGGAAACAGCAAAUCCAAUUAUAAAUAAAAGCGAACCUGUACCUAGUUCUGUUGGUAAACCGAAACUCAUUGCGAAAAAAAGACGGGAAACGUUACCCGUUUCUUUAAUCGGUGGGGGAAUCCAAAAAAAUGAUAAAUCUGACAAGGACAAGAAUUACAAGAAAGACGAAAUGGGAAUUGUCAGUGUCGUCAACCAUAAGUUAAAGGACCCCCGGAAAGAACACCAGCGAUAUAAAAAUUGCGGAAGAAAGGAACAGACAAGCGAAAUGAGUAGUUCCAAGAAAAGUACCGUUGCGUCGGAUUCAUGCAAAACCCAAAUUAAAGAUUCUGAAAAGCGCAAAAUCCCUCACAAAAACGAAAAAAAGGACGUGUCUCUCCCGAUCUCUGCCUCGAAAACAAGUAACGAAGAUAAAAAGAGGAACAACUAUGCAAAGAAACCGAAAAACCUUAAAGAGAGCGGCCAUCCGCCGAAAAAUGAAACCUCUCAAACGGAAUUGAUCGUAAAUCAGCUGCAGUUGCAGUCGAAGUUGUCCAAAGCAGAGCGAAACUUCCCUCCGAUUAAAUCGGUUGCGUUCAAUGUACUCUCGGAAAUAGAAUCGAAAAUAAGAACUGGAAUACAGGAACUGGUGCAAUUAAACCUUCUGCAGUGUUCGUCGAUGUCCCGGAACCGUUUCCCAAUGCUCCAAAGGGCUAGUUCUUGCGUCGAAGAAAACGACUGCUGCGACAGAGCCGUCACGUUGGAGAACGUCGAUGUUAACGACAAAAUCGAGAUUGUGAGGCAAGGUAGCAAUCGAGAGGAUGAUGUCAUAGAAGUGAAACUGGAUAUACCGAUUAUCGAUUUAACAGACGAUGCCGCCAAGGAAAAUUCGGACGAGAUGAUAACGUUGUACAGAAGCGAGGAGACCAUAAACAACUCGCUGGACGUUCAGACGACCUCGGAGUCCAUUUCACCGAGUAUCUUAAAGAAUAAGCCAAGCCAGGACAAGUCAAAGGCCAAAGAAGAGUUAACGUCUCCGAACUCUAGCAAUAAAAGUCCGGCUUUGUAUAUAAGUCCGAUAAACGAAGUAGCGAAAGGGUCUUCUCCCACUCAAAUCACUUUUAACGUAACGAGAAGCGUAGAUGAAACGCAGAAUAGAUCACCCCCUCCUUUACCACAAACUGUAAAACCCCUUGCCGAUACCCAGAACGUCCACACGUCCAAGUCGCACCCAGGACAGGAAACGGGGAGCGAUAAUAUCCAUAUCGGUCUCACCCGCAGCUGCAGGGGUAAUUUCGUGGAAGUUACCAAUCAGGUAAACCCGUCACCCCCGAUCCCAGUCGAGCAACGUCAAGAGGGUGUCGUUGGUCCACCAAGAAGAACUUCGCUACAAAGGCAACAAAACCCGUUCCCUCCGCCCAAUCCUUUGACGCAACUACAGAUGAAAAUCAACAAUUUAUCUAAACCCGUCAACAAUUCAACGCCGUGCAGACAAAACCCCCUGUUGUACCAGCAAAUAAUGAUGAACUCUGAAAAUCGUACGUCCAAUUCCAACGGCGCCACGAGGAAUAACUCCUACGCCGUCCACAGCCCCAUGAGGCACACCGACGAUGAAGGUCCCGCCCCGAUGCACGAGAUCAGCGUGCAGGAAAUCGGAAGGGCGGGCGUCGUUCUCAUGAGACACUUGCUCCUCAACGAACACGUGAGAAAGGCGCGUUGGGCCUACAAGAAUGAAUUGUUGAAGUUACAGAAGCACAUGUCCGCUGCCAUGAGGAUAGAGCUGUUCCACUUCGAGAAUUACUGUUCGGAGAGGGACAGGAGGCUGCACAAGGACUUGCUCAGGGAGCUGAAAGGCCUCAAUCUCACGGGGAGGUCCAGCAACGUCAAGAGCGCCGAGCUGCUGAUGGAAAACGUUUACAAGGUGUUGCGUGGCAUCGUGGAGGAUCUCGCUCUGUGGCGGGUCUACUUGAUGUUGGAUAUCCUGAUGCAGCCCGAAAUGUCCGAGUAUAUGGCCGUGCCAUUCCUGAGGGACUUGUUCAACUACGUGACCUUUGUCGCGGCGAAGAUUCGAAGCGCUCUUUCCGCUACGGGUCAGCAGGAAAACGCGCAAGUCGUUACUCAACCCCAAGAUCCAUUUACACCGAACCAACGUAAAAUACUGGAAUGGCAAAUAAAGCAGUAUAUCUCGAUAUGUUCUGUUCAGAAAAGACUGACGGAACAACUACAGAAUGGCAUUCCAAAUCGCCUUGCGAAUAACAGUAAAACAAUCCCCCAAAAUAUUCAACUGCUCCCUAAUUAUUCAUCCCAAGUUAAAAGCCUGGUUGUAUUGUCUAACAACCGUCAACCUGUCAAUAAAAUAAACCCGAACGUGACGAUUCACCAGAAUAUUACCAUCAGACCGGUCGAUGUAACGAAAACAAAUGUUCCCACUGCUUCCACUGGAUACAGUACUGAUCCUCGUACCUUCAACGAAACGUUUAGGAUUCGAUUGCCGUACACUGCGCCAUACGAAACUCCUCCACCGUCUACCGACGUUCCCCUGCAAGAGCAAAACUCUUCACAGCCAGUUGAAGAGGCGAACCUUCCAGUUUCCGAAAAAGCUCGACCCUCGCCGAUCACCGACCAAGUUACGACAGAAUCGACCCCGGAAACGAAUAGAUGUAGGUCUGCCGAUCCUACUGACGGUGCCAUAACCCCGGGAGAAGCCGAAGCUGUUACUCAACCUGAUGUCGUGAUCGUGAAGCAGGAGAAAGAAGCUUCUUUACUGACGGACCAGGAAAUAGAAACCAUAGACUUGACCUGGAUAAACGACAUCGAUCCCAAUCAGCUGCAGAGCGAGAUGGAAUUCAUUACGGUGAAGAAGGAAGAGCCGCUGGAUGAUAAAGAAGCGGAAGGUGAAGUUAACGAGGAACCGUUUGCUGUGGCGCCUUCACCCGCAGACAGUGGAAUCUCCAGUCCCCCCAUACAGGUGGAGUACGAUGAAACGGUGUUCUCGAAUAGGUCUUGUAUAUGUGAGAAAGUGGCCGAAUACGUUUGCGGUUGUAUGAUGGCUAUGUACUGCAGCGUAGAGUGUCAGUUGGAAGACUGGGGGGAUCAUAAAGAUGUAUGUCAGAAAUACAAAUCAAAAGCCACCCACAGCAAUAAAACUUAGAUUGUACUUAAGCUCGGCAUCCUUCGUGUAUUAUAUAUUUCUCGCUUUGUGUUCAUAAUGUCAAACAAAGGGAAAUGUUAGCAAUAAAUUAUGUGAUUUACAUGCAAUACUUCCAAAAAUUGCAGAUUAGUGACUUAAGCUGUAAGUAUUACAUUGUGAUAUUUGAUCAUAGAGCGUAUCUGCUUAGAUUAAGAGUUUAUUUAAUCGAAAUGAAGUGCAAUUUUCGUUUAGGUGCAUGUAAAAUGUAUAAUGUUGCUGUUACAAGCAAGAGUUUGUAUUUUUUUUAUUUUUCGUAUAAAAAGAAAAAUGUAUUAACUGUGUAAGAAGAUGUUUCAGUUGCGUUGCCAAAGAGUUAAUAAAUUUUUUCACUGCC
Anoplophora glabripennis (Asian longhorned beetle) is the source of this 6945-nucleotide messenger RNA. RefSeq lists its product as uncharacterized. The transcript is spliced from 8 exons. The coding region runs from base 123 to 6572 and encodes 2149 amino acids. NCBI's taxonomy places the organism in Eukaryota, Metazoa, Arthropoda, Insecta, Coleoptera, Cerambycidae. The record is from RefSeq and is a predicted model, not a curated record.